Molecule: messenger RNA, 2612 nt
Organism: Sinocyclocheilus anshuiensis
Lineage: Eukaryota; Metazoa; Chordata; Actinopteri; Cypriniformes; Cyprinidae
Product: atypical kinase ADCK3, mitochondrial-like
Exons: 13
Coding region: 124-1800 (558 amino acids)
Biological process (GO): ubiquinone biosynthetic process
Source: RefSeq, a predicted model, not a curated record
ACAGCUCUGUCAAGCACACUUGAGAAGGGUAAACAGCUCUCACCUCAUGGACGCAAAGAGAGCUGGACAGUGAGCACAGCCACAUAUUUGCCUAUUCUGGGGUAGGUGUAAAGAGGAAACAUCAUGGCAGGCGACAUGUUGUUGCUGAUGAGAGGCCUAGCCAGGCUCAGCCAGGCCGUGAUUGAGACCCAGGCAGGCUCUCUGCGUAGUAGUGGGUUCCAAGCUGUAAGCCAGAGCAUGCAAAUGACAGCUGAACAGGGCAUGAGUGUGGCCAUGCAGAAGAUCCAGGAGUUCACAGGCGGCCAGCAGAGUGUUUCUGAUUUCAACACAGAUGUGGACUCCAAGUAUGACUUCACAGCUUCAGAGGAGGACUUUGAGAUCAAAGCACAUGGAGGUUUGGACAGUGAUUCAGUUUUCAGGGAAGCUAACACAGGUGCUGCGCACACAUACAGCCAGGCCUCAGGAAAGUCAAAGCUGUUCGAAGGUUACAAGGACCCUACAAGCCAGUUCACCGGACAAACACGAUCCUAUCAUCAGGAUCACUCUUCUGUGGGAGGCAUCACAGCUGAGGACAUUGAAAAAGCCAGGGAGGCGAAGCGAAACUGCUCCAAACCACAUAAACAAAUGCUUAGUGAAAGAGCAAGAGAGCGGAAGGUACCGGUCACACGGCUUGGGAGACUAGCGAAUUUUGGAGGUCUUGCUGUGGGUUUGGGUAUUGGAGCUUUGGCAGAAGUGGCAAAGAAAAGCCUGAGAUCAGAGGAGAAGAAUGGUGAAAAGAAGGCAGUUUUGGACAACAGCCCCUUCCUUUCGGAGGCCAAUGCAGAGCGUAUCGUCAGGACUUUGUGUAAAGUGCGUGGCGCGGCCCUCAAGCUCGGCCAAAUGCUCAGUAUACAGGAUGAUGCAUUCAUCAACCCACAGCUGGCCAAGAUCUUCGAACGUGUGCGUCAGAGUGCUGACUUCAUGCCCAUCAGACAGAUGAUGAAAGCCUUGAACAAUGACCUGGGACUGAACUGGAGGGAGAAACUAGAUAUGUUUGAGGAAAGACCCUUUGCUGCUGCAUCCAUUGGUCAGGUGCAUCUGGCCAGGAUGAAAGACGGUCGAGAGGUCGCCAUGAAAAUCCAGUACCCCGGAGUCGCACAGAGCAUCAACAGUGACGUGAAUAACCUGAUGACUGUCCUGAGCAUGAGCAAUGCCCUUCCUGAAGGCAGUGCAGGUGUAGUAACCAUACUUGUUAUUUUUGCACAGAUCUGCGAGAACAUCCUCAGCCUGUGUCUGAGGGAGUUGUUUGAGUUCAGAUACAUGCAGACAGAUCCUAACUGGUCCAAUUUCUUUUAUGAUCCACAAACCCACAGGGUUGCUUUGCUGGACUUUGGUGCAACAAGAGGGUUUGAUGAGAGUUUCACUGAUGUUUAUAUUGAGAUCAUCAAGGCUGCAGCAGAUAAUGAUCGGGAAGGAGUGCUGAAGCGAUCCAUAGAUAUGAAGUUCUUGACUGGUUACGAGUCUAAGGCCAUGGUGAACGCCCACGUGGAUGCGGUGAUGAUCCUGGGUGAGGCUUUUGCCGCCAAAGAGCCAUUUGACUUUGGAUUGCAGAGCACCACGGAGCGCAUCCACAACCUCAUACCUGUCAUGCUGAAACAGCGCCUCAUCCCUCCACCCGAAGAAACCUACUCCCUGCACCGCAAAAUGGGCGGCUCCUUCCUCAUCUGCUCCCGCCUGAAUGCUAAGCUAUGCUGCAAAAACAUGUUUAGAGAGGCCUACAGCAAUUACUGGAGCAAUAAGAAGAAAGGUCCAAGCCAGUGACACACAGGGCUUUUUAAACAAGAGAAACUUGGAUAAGCACAAAAUGCUCUGGCCAGUCACUCGAAUGUAAACGAACGGCACUUUUGUCUCAAUUGUCUCAACCGUACCGUCAUACAUGUUUUUGGCUUUUGUUUUUCCCUUUUGAGUGUGUUAAUGGGAAAUAAUGUCCGUGGUUAUCCAUGGUCGUGUGGUGCAAAGAAUGCUAUUCAAACGAAUGUAUCGGUGUUCCUAUGGAAAUUCCUAUAACGGGGAAAGUUGGUUACUCAUCAGGCGUGGCGAUUGGCUGUAGAACAUUUCAUAACCAAGCCAACAGUUUUUUCCAGGUUGCCGGACUACGCUUGUGAGGACCGUCUCCCUAAAUCAGUAUAUUAACUUUUUAUGAAAGCAUUACAAUGUUUAUUUUUCUUAUUUCGGUUUGUGAAUAUUGUGCACAAUAUUGGCCAAAGUAUGAUAAAGGGAAGUUCCUGAAAGAAAAGCUCAGUAAUCAGGGCAGGUUUUGAUGCACCUGCUACAGUCACUUACGUGUUAUCAGUGUAGGUUGGCUACAAGCUCGCUUGUAAAACUACCACAACUACUUAGUCAUAAUCCAUUUUAAAAAGCUAGGAUAUUAAUGAUGAAUGAGGUAUCACGUCUCUGAUGUGUGAGAUGUACAUUAAUUUAAACGUGUCUACAUGAAGGUGAGAACUUGAAAGCAUUAUGGUUUGAUAUCAGAGCAUUGCUGAAAAAGGUGUUUUUCUAAUGUUCCUGCUAUUGGCUUUCUUACUAAAAAAUUGUGAUAAAAUUGUCUGAAUAUAUAAAAUUUUUGGAAUCAA